Psammomys obesus (fat sand rat) is the source of this 2848-nucleotide messenger RNA. It is a transcript of the gene Ciao1, whose product is annotated as cytosolic iron-sulfur assembly component 1. Bases 239 to 1258 code for a protein of 339 amino acids. Gene Ontology annotation, molecular function: protein binding. The record is from RefSeq and is a predicted model, not a curated record. Gene Ontology annotation, biological process: iron-sulfur cluster assembly. Gene Ontology annotation, cellular component: cytosolic [4Fe-4S] assembly targeting complex. The transcript has 7 exons. NCBI's taxonomy places the organism in Eukaryota, Metazoa, Chordata, Mammalia, Rodentia, Muridae.
GGUUCUAGCGCAGGGCACUGGGGGACUGGUAGUUCGGGACUGUCCCCCGGGGCUUCGCAUCGCGAAGGAUGAGAAAUGACCACAAGUCCCAGAAGGCCGCGCGGUCUCACCAGCGGGCGCGUCAGUUCUAAGGGCAACUCCUCUGGCAGAAGCUGUGCAUCUGGUGGCCGCGGGGUCUUAUAGUGAUCACGGCGUUGCUUCCCUCGGUGGCUUCCUUCCUCACCCUAAGGCCGCCGCCAUGAAGGAUUCCCUGGUGCUGCAGAGCCGCGUCCCGGCGCACCCGGACUCCCGCUGCUGGUUCUUGGCCUGGAACCCCACCGGGACCCUGUUGGCCUCGUGCGGCGGCGACCGUAAAAUCCGCAUCUGGGGCACCGAGGGUGACAGUUGGGUUUGCAAGUCUGUCCUUUCUGACGGCCAUCAGCGCACCGUAAGGAAAGUGGCCUGGUCCCCCUGUGGAAAUUUUCUGGCCUCUGCCAGCUUUGAUGCUACCACUUGCAUUUGGAAGAAGAACCAGGAUGACUUUGAGUGUGUAACCACUCUCGAGGGGCAUGAAAAUGAGGUCAAAUCUGUGGCUUGGGCCCCAUCUGGCAACCUCUUGGCUACCUGCAGCAGAGAUAAGAGUGUGUGGGUCUGGGAAGUUGACGAAGAAGAUGAGUAUGAAUGUGUCAGUGUCCUCAACUCUCAUACACAGGACGUUAAGCAUGUGGUUUGGCACCCGAGCCAGGAGCUUUUAGCUUCUGCCAGCUACGAUGACACAGUGAAGCUGUACCAAGAAGAAGGAGAUGACUGGGUCUGCUGUGCCACUCUUGAAGGUCAUGAGUCCACUGUGUGGAGCUUGGCCUUUGACCCCAGUGGCCAGCGUCUGGCAUCUUGUAGUGAUGACCGUACUGUACGCAUCUGGCGACAGUAUCUACCAGGAAAUGAACAAGGAGUGGCAUGCAGUGGCUCUGACCCCAGCUGGAAAUGUAUCUGCACUUUGUCGGGCUUCCACACCAGGACCAUUUACGACGUUGCUUGGUGUCAGCUGACAGGGGCCCUGGCUACAGCUUGUGGAGAUGAUGCCAUCCGAGUGUUUGAGGAGGAUCCGGGCUCAGAUCCACAGCAGCCCACCUUCUCUCUGACAGCCCAUCUGCGUCAGGCCCAUUCCCAGGAUGUCAACUGUGUGGCUUGGAAUCCCAAGGAGGCAGGGCUCCUGGCUUCUUGUAGUGAUGACGGGGAGGUGGCCUUUUGGGAGUAUCACCAGCCUGCAGGCCUCUGAGCUAUGGCCUGACUUGGGAGUCUUGAUUCCCUGAGAAGAGGUCCUAAGACUUUCCUAGUCACGGAGAGGACAUGAAGCAUCCUUAACCUUCAUUUGGCUUUCUGACUUCCGUUUUGAUGUGCUGAAGCCACAGGACCAUUCACUGUUUCCCUCCCUUAAUAUGCGGGAGCCACGGGAAAGAGUCAUGGAACAGCAGUAUGCUCUAUUACAAAUUUUGCUUGAUUUAGGGCUGGUGUUGCAUUUUGGGGAUAUAUAUAGUAUUUAUAAUCACUAUAUAUGUAUAUAGGAGAAUGAGUAAGUUUGAGAACUUUCUGAAAUUGUGACCUUUAUAAAAAUAAUCCAUCUGUGCUUCAUUGUUUUACAAAUAAGAUCAUUUAUCAUUUCUUAUAAUGCCACUGUUUAGAAUAGGUUCCGCCUUCCCAAUUUCUAUGGAAGUUCCUUGAAUUUAAGACAUGCAAGCCAGCUGUGGUGUCUUCCUAGCACUCCAUCAGCAACUACAGAGCAAUCAGAAGCAGGUUAGCCUUGGCUACAAAGCAAGUUUGAAUCUAGCCUAGGAAUACAAGACCCUGUCCCCAAAUAGAUGUUCAAAACUGAAGGAAUUUUUUUUCCUUAAAUGUAAGUUUGUUGAGAGUAAAAGGACACUCUGCUUUCCUUUACAAAUCCUUGAGACAUGCUUUUGUGACAACUGAGGAUAUGAAAAGAAACAACCCCCCCCCAUGACAAUUGGUUUUUAGUGAGAGGCAGAAACCUUAAGGUUUUUCUUAAGGCAAUAUUGUGGUCCUCUAAAAGACAACAGCAGUCUGGGUUGGUGGCGCACAUCUUAUGAUCCAGAACGUAAGAGGCAGACUAAUCUACAAAGUGAGUUCCAGGAUAGCCAGGGGCCAUCUCAAAACAAAACAAACAAGCCAAAGUAAUAGCUUAUGUUUGUGCUGCUGCCAAAUCUGUUGUUUUUCAGAGCAGAGAGUAAUUAAGAUGUCUGGUAAGCCUUCUAGAAGAGUGCUGAUUAGGAAAACACUGAGAAAUGCUUAUGGGUUUGAGUAUGAGGGUUGUCUCCAAAACUGGAGCCCUCACUUAAUUUUUUAGAUCACAGUUGUGACUUUAGAGUUUUUGAAAAACAGUGGAAGCAAUAUCCAGAGCAAUGGUGGCUAGACUGAUCUGCAGAUCCCUGGGAGUCUUAGGAACCUUUCAGGGUAAACACUGUAACAUGACUGAGGAACAGUACCAGUUAAAAUAGCCACCUAUCUUCACUAUCUUGUGCCCACAGUGGGAAUGGAGCCAGCUUCCACCACAAGAAAGAUGACUAAUUAUAUUAAACACUGACCCCUGAGAACACUUCUGAUACUGACAAAUGAGAAAAUUCCUUUCAGCCCUCAGCAGUGAAGUACAGUGAUCUUGAGGAAAAAUAGGGACAGUUGUUGCAAGCCAGGUUAGCUGUUCAUGGCAUGCCAUUUUUAUCAGAACUAGAAAAAUAAGGAAUUUACGUUUGGCUAUUUAGCUGUAUUUCUAAAAAAUGAACAUUGGACUUUUCAGUGAGUGUUCACUGCUAAUGGUAAAUGUGUGAAAGACAAAAUUAAAAUUUCUGAAAACUUG